AUGAUGUUACCAUUAUACGCACUUUUCCUAAUACCUCUGGUAGAUGCAUGGACGUUCCGCACCACCAACGCAACUGGUGCUACUGAAAUUUCCCGCGGUGAAGAGGAACAACAGUGCACAAAUGCUACCAUCGGUAACGGAAAGCUUUUUACUUGGGAUCCUGAGGGAUCCAAGCUAUGUGUCUCAAUAUACCGCGACACCGACUGUGAUUCAAGAGCGGGAUAUUCGUGCACGCUGUGGAGGAAGAAUGCCAGUGACGAGUUUUUGGCUUUCGAUGUUCUACUUGAGGGCGAGAUUGAGGCCAAACACAAGACCUCUACGCUUGCUGUAACAUCGACGUCUACAUCUGCAACGGAAUCCACACCCACAUCCACAUCCACAUCAACAUCAAAAUCCUCUUCCUCAUCUACAUCUACACCCGCCUCCACAUCUGCAUCCACCUCUUCAACUGUAUCCCCGGCAUCCGCAUCCGCAACCCCCACCGAGUCCACCGCAGUCUCUGUGGGAAAUGCCAACAAUUCCUCCCUGUCCGGGGGUGCUAUUGCAGGGAUUGUGGUUGGCGUAGUAGCAGCAGUCGCCAUUGUCGUUGCCUUCAUUUUUGUCUUCCUCAGAAAAAAGAACAAGAAGAAUACCGCUGUUUCUAAUCAGCAUGGUGGUUACGGGCCCCUUGAGGUAGAUGCUACUGGGUCUUCGAGAAGCGGUACUAUGGUCGCAGAGAAUGCAUCAAACCCAAUUGUGGAGAAGGAAGCAGACUCUGUACACCCAUUCAGAUCUUCGCCUCGAUCUCACGUUGUUGAAUUGAUUGGUGAUGGAGGGAGUGCCGAGCUGGGCAGCCACCAAAUCAGUGAGAUGGAUGGGACCAGCGCUAACCGGACUUUUAAUUAA
This is a messenger RNA of Penicillium vulpinum, 885 nucleotides long. RefSeq lists its product as uncharacterized. The record is from RefSeq and is a predicted model, not a curated record. The coding region runs from base 1 to 885 and encodes 294 amino acids. The transcript has a single exon. NCBI's taxonomy places the organism in Eukaryota, Fungi, Ascomycota, Eurotiomycetes, Eurotiales, Aspergillaceae.